Messenger RNA from Callorhinus ursinus (northern fur seal), 2067 nucleotides. It is a transcript of the gene MYPOP, whose product is annotated as Myb related transcription factor, partner of profilin. Gene Ontology annotation, cellular component: nucleus. Gene Ontology annotation, molecular function: RNA polymerase II cis-regulatory region sequence-specific DNA binding; DNA-binding transcription factor activity, RNA polymerase II-specific. NCBI's taxonomy places the organism in Eukaryota, Metazoa, Chordata, Mammalia, Carnivora, Otariidae. The record is from RefSeq and is a predicted model, not a curated record. Gene Ontology annotation, biological process: regulation of transcription by RNA polymerase II.
GGGAAGAGGCCGCAGAAGCCCGAGCCUUGACCGACGGGCAGGCAGGGGCUGCGGCGGCGCCGCACCGGCGCCCCCCCAUGCGCCAGGCGGCCGGACGGCGGCGUCGGGGGGCGCCAUGGCUUCGGCGGCGGCGGGCGAAGCGGAAGAGACCACCCGGCUGCGCAAGCCGCGCUUCUCGUUCGAGGAGAACCAGAUCUUGAUCCGUGAGGUGCGCGCCCACUACCCGCAGCUCUACGGCGCGCAGAGCCGUCGGGUGAGCGUGGCAGAGCGGCGGCGUGUGUGGGACGGCAUCGCCGCCAAGAUCAACGGCAUCACCAGCUGGAAGCGCACAGGCCAAGAGGUGCAGAAGCGCUGGAAUGACUUCAAGCGCCGCACCAAGGAGAAGCUGGCCCGCGUGCCGCACUCCACGCAGGGCGCCGGGCCUGCCGCUGAGGACGCCUUCACCGCGGAGGAGGAGACCAUUUUUGCCAUCCUGGGGCCGGGAGUGGCGGGGCCAGGAGCUGGUGCAGGGGCCGAGCCUCCCUCCGCGGCGGCUUCCUCACAGCCGCCGGCCGCAAGUGCCGGCACCCAACGCUACGUGUUGUCCGAGGACCGCAGGGAGGACCGCAGGGAGGACCGACGGGCAGGCAGGCACAGUGGUAGAUGCUGGAAAUACUAUGGAGAAAAAGACAAUGGAGCUGGCAUUCCAGUUACUGGAGACAGACCACAAACAAGGAGCCCCAAAACAGAUCAUAUACCAGGAGGUGAUACACCAGCCCACAGCAAGGGGGGCUCCAGCAGCCCCGAGCAGUGGGCCCGGCCCUCCUGCAGUCCCCAGGAAGGGGGCUGCCCGCCACCCAAGGAGCGUGAGUCCCCGCCCCCUCCAGCCCUGCAGACUGUCCAGCUGCCCCGCCUGGCCUUGUCUCCGCCGCCCCCAGCCCCUCCGCUGCAGCCACCACCCCAGCCACCUCAGCAGGUGCAUGUGGCACCCUCGUCCCCCAGCCCACCACCUCCUCCGCUGCCACCACCCACGCCCUCGGCCUCAGACCCCUCCCUGGACUUCCUGCGGGCUCAGCAGGAGACUGCCAAUGCCAUCCGGGAGCUGGCUGGCACCCUGCAGCAGGGACUGGCCAAACUGAGUGAGGCCCUCAGCGCCCUACUGCCCCUUCUGCCCGGAACGGCCGUCGACAGGCUGCCCCCGCCUCUGCCCCCGCCCCCACCCCCACCCCCCAGGCCCCUCCUGUCCCCACCUACCCCCAAAGCCGAGAUCACCCCAGAACCCGUGUCCGUGGUAGCUGCUGUGGUGGACAGAGCGGUGGUCGCAGCCAGGGGAGUGAUCAUCGCCCCUAGGAGCGAGGAGGGGACCCCCCGGCCACCCCCAGCCCCGCUUCCUCCCCACGACUCACCCCCACACAAGAGGAGGAAAGGCUUCCCUACGCGGAAGAGGCGGGGGCGAUGGAAAUCUCCGUGAAAUCUGCUCUUGGGUUUGAGCUUGUCUCCGCUCCUUCUGCCUGCACCUCCUUCCCCCAGCUUAGCCCAGUGGAGGAGGGCGAUGCACCUUCCCCAUCUCAGCUGCCCCCUGGCUCCCCAGCUGCAGGGGCACCAGCACCCCACUCCCUAUACUAGUUAGUGCCUGAUUCUCAGGGGACCUCGUUGAAGGGUGCCCCAGCCCUUUCUCCAGUACAGCGCUGUCUGCCUGGCUGCUUCCCUGAACCCUAACUUCUAAGCCAUCGAUUUUACGUUAUUUAUUAUCGCCCUUUGUGGGUUGCGGAGGGAACCCCUCGGGUCUGCACAUACCCCCUUCCCUAACAACUCCUGGUCUUGACUUGAAGAGAAUUGACUCGCAGGGGCCUCCUCGCUUCCCCGAUCCAGACUUUGGAGGGGGUGGGAGGCUCGAGACAAAUCAGAACAUGGAUGACGAAGGAUACAGCAGUCUCUGUACCUUAGGGAGGGGGGGUGGAGUUCUCACUGGGCAGGUACAGGUCGGGCCCUCUGCCUCCCAGUGCUGUCUCUGACCUCCAGAGCUCAACCCCCUCGUCUCUCCCCGGUGGUGACAAGAUAUGAAUAAACUUAUUUUUAAUACGAUUA